Molecule: messenger RNA, 792 nt
Organism: Knipowitschia caucasica
Lineage: Eukaryota; Metazoa; Chordata; Actinopteri; Gobiiformes; Gobiidae
Source: the annotation of a GenBank genome assembly
AUGCACCCAUCCAUCUCCUUCCCUGAUGUCCCACGCCCCGCCUCCUCCUCAACAACAUCCAACAAACCAUCUCCCCCCCAUUCUACCCCCUCAUCCCCAUCCACGUCGUCUCUCUGCUGUCGCUUCAACGCAACCCCGGGGCAUCAUUUCAUUUCCGUCUUUUCAGCUAUUUCUCCUCACUUCUGUGCUUAUGUUCUCUUUGGGGCCAUGACUAGAGUGGAGAGACAGCUGAGGCGAAGAAGGGACAACAGAGUCCCGUCAACAUCUUUGAGCUCCUGGGGAGGGAAGGAGGGGAGGAGAGCGAAUGAGUCAGAGCUCUGCAACAAGGAGACAGCGCUUUCUGCAGACAAGAGCAGAGAGGGGGGUCUGCUGGGAGGGGGAGAAGGUAGUGGCGAGACAGAGGCGAAGAAAAGCAAGCAGCCAGAAACAUGCUCCAGUGAAGACAUAAAGGAGAAGAGUCUUUGGCGGACUCUCUGGUGCAAUGUGUGGCGUCACGCCCUGUGGAGGUGGGGUUCUGUGAUGGUAACCAUGGUACCCAGCAGUCGCUAUGUCUGCAGUGCUCAUGCCCAGGAGGACGAGUCCAAUGACCGCGAGGAGAGGAUUCUAGCUGUGCUGGGGAUCAUCGGAACUGUGCUCAACCUGCUGGUGGUCAUCUUUGUCUACAUCUACACCUCUGGCCUGCAUCUGGGAGCUAGAGUCGCAUCCGGCUCAAGCACCCCGGAGGAGCGCUUCCUGGCUGUGCUGGGGAUGAUUGGGAUUUUCCUGAACCUCCUUCUGUUGCUGUUUGUGUGA